CUUCUUAUUUCCUCGACUUUCACCCGAUUCUCUCGCUUGCUGGUGCUUCCUUGUCUGCCUGUUCGUCGAUAGGCUGCUCCGCCGGACGUCCGAAGUAGCUCUUCGACGGCGCACGGUACUCCCUGUUCUUCAUUUGAAGAUUGAUAGAUUUUAUAUAGAGAGGAACAGUAACAAACUCGGUCAAGAUGUCCGGAAGGAAAGAAACGGUCUUGGAUUUGGCAAAGUUUGUGGACAAAGGUGUUCAAGUCAAGCUCACUGGUGGCAGACAAGUUACUGGGACACUAAAAGGCUAUGAUCAGUUGUUAAAUCUCGUGCUGGAUGAAGCUCGAGAGUUCUUACGAGACCCUGAGGACCCAAUGAAGACCACUGACCAAACUAGGCAACUUGGACUAAUUGUGUGCAGAGGAACUGCUGUAAUGCUGGUAUCACCCACCGACGGUACUGAUGAGAUUGCUAACCCUUUCGUCCAGCCAGAUGGUGCAUAGCUAGUUUGCUCAAUCUCUGGUGCAGUCUAAAUCCGUAUGCUCAGCACCGUCUUCAUCCUGGACUUAGAUUUUCAAUGUUUAGGAACUGUAGUCUUGGUAUCCUCCAAUGUUCUUGAAUUUAAUUUCAUAUGAAGUAAUUUUGUCUUUGGUUUUCAUGGACGAAAGGAUAUGGAUGGUAUGCUAUUGUUGGACAUGCAGCUUAAGAUUCUGCUCUUUUCUUGGACAAUUUUAGGUUCUAUUGGAAGUUGGAUUAUUUGGAUGUGUAUAUUAUUUGAAUGCCUGUAUUUGAAAUGUUCAAUGACAUUUUUGGUCAUUCUAUUAUGUGAUUUCAACGAACAUUCUGCUCUUUUCUUGGACAAUUUUAGGUUCUAUUGGAAGUUGGAUUAUUUGGAUGUG
Messenger RNA from Linum tenue, 881 nucleotides. Lineage: Eukaryota; Viridiplantae; Streptophyta; Magnoliopsida; Malpighiales; Linaceae. The record is from the annotation of a GenBank genome assembly.